GAACAGGUCUCUCAUGAUUCGUAAAAGGACCCAUACCAAAGAGAAACUCUAACAGUGCUCCCAUUGUGACAAAAUAUUUAGCAUGCAUACCAAUCUGGUAAUACACACUGGGGAGAAACCAUAUGUGUGUCUGGAUUGUGGGAAAACAUUCAGUCAGAAUUCCAACCUAGUGACACACCAGAGGACUCACACAGGAGAAAAACCAUAUGAGCGUCCGGAUUGUGGGAGAAGUUUCUGUCGGAAUUCCCAGCUGGUGGAACACCAGAUGACUCACACAGGAGAGAAACCAUAUGAGUAUCAGGAUUGUGGGAAGACUUUCAAAAUUCCAAGUUGGUGAUACACCAGAGGACUCACACCGGAGAAAAACUAUAUGAGUGUCUGGAUUGUGGGAAAAGUUUCAGUGAGAAUUACUAUCUGGUGAUACACCAGAGGAAUCACAUAGGAGAGAAACCGCAUAUGUGUGGAGA
This is a messenger RNA of Pantherophis guttatus, 467 nucleotides long. The record is from RefSeq and is a predicted model, not a curated record. NCBI's taxonomy places the organism in Eukaryota, Metazoa, Chordata, Lepidosauria, Squamata, Colubridae.